UAUGUAUUCAUUCUAUAGUGUUUUUGGUCCAUUCUAACUAAGUGGAAUCGAAAGUCUGGGGAUCCGCAGCCCCAACCCGGUAUCAGGUGUCCAACAGAGUACUUGUAACUUCACGGACCUGCAACAGCUGCCCGUACCUGACACAUGGCAUUUCGUUUCUUUUCUAAAUCUCUACUCUACGGCCUGCCACUGGGGAUUACCUUCCUCGACUGCGUGGGCUAUGUAGCCAGAGUGGAUGGUACCAGCAUGCAACCCGCACUCAAUCCAGUGGCAGAUGUGAGGGAUUAUGUGUUCCUGUUGCGUUGGGGGAAUCACAACAGCGAUGUAGAGAGAGGGGACAUAAUAUCGUUGGUAUCGCCGAAGGACCCCGGCCAGAAGAUUAUCAAACGUGUGGUGGGCCUGCAAGGCGAUGUGGUUUCCACGAUAGGCUACCGUGAUCCAAUAGUGAGCGUCCCACAGGGCCAUUGUUGGGUGGAGGGUGACCACACGGGCCACUCCAUGGACAGCAACACAUUCGGGCCGGUGGCCCUGGGUCUGAUGACGGCGAAGGCGGUGGCAAUCGUGUGGCCUCCAGAGCGUUGGCGGCUGCUGGAGAACGAGCUGCCCAGACGACGUGCGCCCAUUCAAGUGGCCAAGACUAGCCACUACAAUUAGCCCGAGGCUAGAAGACUGACCAGUUAAGAGUCUUUUCGACGAUAGUUCCAGUUAUGUGCAUCCAAAGAUACAUAUGUACAUAAUCCGAUGUUGUGGUCCCUCCCAAGCAAGAGAAGAAUGUUCAAAAUUAAAAAUGAAACCAAAUAAA
This is a messenger RNA of Drosophila miranda, 802 nucleotides long. RefSeq names its product mitochondrial inner membrane protease subunit 2. Gene Ontology annotation, molecular function: serine-type endopeptidase activity. NCBI's taxonomy places the organism in Eukaryota, Metazoa, Arthropoda, Insecta, Diptera, Drosophilidae. The transcript is spliced from 2 exons. Gene Ontology annotation, biological process: mitochondrial respiratory chain complex assembly. The record is from RefSeq and is a predicted model, not a curated record. Bases 145 to 654 code for a protein of 169 amino acids. Gene Ontology annotation, cellular component: membrane; mitochondrial inner membrane peptidase complex.